This is a messenger RNA of Fukomys damarensis (Damara mole-rat), 1258 nucleotides long. It is a transcript of the gene Clec9a, whose product is annotated as C-type lectin domain containing 9A. Gene Ontology annotation, cellular component: membrane; cell surface. Gene Ontology annotation, biological process: receptor-mediated endocytosis. The coding region runs from base 122 to 832 and encodes 236 amino acids. The transcript has 6 exons. The record is from RefSeq and is a predicted model, not a curated record. NCBI's taxonomy places the organism in Eukaryota, Metazoa, Chordata, Mammalia, Rodentia, Bathyergidae.
ACGCAUUUUCCCACUACUGUGAAAAAGCAGCCAAUUUCAGUUCUUUCAUCAACCUGCUCGACUUUCUCAACCUGUGUCAACCUCCUGCACCAGCCUGUUCAUCCACCAAAGCACCUCAGUCAUGCAUGAGGAAGAAGUCUACACUGCCCUUCAGUGGGACAGUCCAACGCCACACUCUUCUCAGAAAUGUCUUUCCUCCACCAAAAUUUCAGGAUCAUGGUGUACUCUGAUGGUGAUUUCAUGUAUUUUCUGCAUAGGCUUAUUAUCAACAUCUAUUUUCUUGGGAAUCAAGUUGUUCCAGGCGACCACCACCAUAAUGAAGCAAAAAGAAAAACUCAUCCAGCAGGACAGAGAGCUGUCGAACUGCACACAGUGGGAGAAAAAACAUGUACUGCAGAAGAAAUAUUGCCAAAACUUACCGCAAAGCUUUAACAGUUCAGCCCGUAACUGUGGACCUUGUCCACACAACUGGAUUCAGAAUGGGGGAAGUUGUUACUAUGUUUUUGAAACCUGGAAAAUUUGGCACUCUGGUAAAGAGAACUGUUUGGAGGAAGGCUCCCGGCUUCUACAAAUAGACAGCAAAGAAGAAAUGGAUUUUGUCAGCAGAAGCUUGCAGAAAGUCAAAGCCAACACUGAUUACUGGGUGGGAGCUUCCUGGGAUGGACCCCCUGGACCAUGGCUUUGGCAGGAUGGCUCUGCUCCUCCUCCUGACCUGUUGCCAAUAACAAGACCCCAAUCAAUUAACCAGGUCUGCGCAUACCUGAGAAAUAAUUCCCUUUUCUCUGCUAGUUGUACCAGUUGGAAAUACUUCAUCUGUGAGAAGGAUGCAUGAAGAUCCUCCAUCUGAAAGCAGUUGUUCACAGUUGGCCUUUGUUUUGCAUUGGUACUUAGAACAAGCACUUGGAAAAUCUGCCACAAAUAAUCAUACAUCAAAUACAGAAGAAAACUAGAAUAGUGAGAGCUCUGAAGCCAGCUCUCUGGGACUCAAAAGAUACCUUAAUAUUUGGUAAUAUUUGUCAGUACUUGCCAGAUUUCAAUUGACAUAGUUCAAAUUGCCAAGAACAAAAUUGAUUUCAUGUUUCAAAGGACCAAUCCUGCUACACCAAGAACAAUGUAAGGAAUAUAGCUAAUUUCCCUCUCUCUCUCUCUCUCUCUCUCUAUGUCUCUCUCUCUCUCUCUCUUUCUCUCUCUCGUGUGUAUCAGGAAUUAAACUUGGACCCUUGCGCUUGAAAGGCAGGCGGUGGAACCACUGAGCUAA